AUGGUGCUUGGAUACGAGACGGAUGCGCAGAGAGAUCUAUCCAGUGUUCGAGAAGCUCGCGUGGAGUCUAAGGCAUUUGAGAAGCAAUGGAGAGAUAAAGAAGUCAAGGGUUUCGCCGAGCGUGAGAAUGCGGCCAAGGAGAUCUCCGAUCUCAAGUCCAGUGUCGGUACCCUCGAAAAGAGUUACAAGGAGGCGCGAGACGAGGUUGUACAACUUAACCACAGCAUCACAAAGCGUGACUCGCUGAUAGCACAGCAGCAAAGAGUCAUUGACGCCGCCACUGAUGCUUAUGACUCGUAA
Messenger RNA from Arabis nemorensis, 300 nucleotides. The record is from the annotation of a GenBank genome assembly. NCBI's taxonomy places the organism in Eukaryota, Viridiplantae, Streptophyta, Magnoliopsida, Brassicales, Brassicaceae.